GAUUUUGUUUUCUAGCGGACUUUUAAUAAUCAACGAAAUGGUGAUCGUACGUUACCCAGAUUUUUUUAGCAACGUUUAUCACGCAUUGUUGCGCGUAUCAAUUAGUUUUGAAUGGAUGAAUGUCAUGUUUGACGUGUACUGUUUAUUCUUCUGACCGAAAUUAGGUGGGGUAUUAGUGUGGAUAGGUAAAUUAAAAUGGAAGAAUCGAGACUUAGUGUGCAAUCCUUUUCACAGGUUUUCAUUCCAAUCACAAUACCAAGGCAAUAAAUAAACAAUCUUUGAGCCCUCCAUUCGGGUUUUAUGUACUCUGCUAUUCGUAUUUAACAAUCUGUGUCACGUGCUUUCUUUUUAGUAUAUAUAGUUGUAGUAUUCUGUUUUUGUGCUUAGAUCGACCAUUGAAGUGUUGGCCUGAUAUCGUUUUAGUUGUUUUGUGAAGAAAUUGAAGCGUAUCUUCGUGGUCUUCACUAUAAUGUUUGAACUCUUACUAGACUGUAUAAGUGAUAGAAUAUGUUUUAUGGGUGCUCUUUCGUUAGCAAUUUAGACGUCAAAUGAUCUGAAAAAAGGAAAGUUUGUGUAAAAAUUUGUGUAACUUUAUUUUGAACAGAAAAAUUUGGCUGGAGUGCAUUACAUCUUUCAAAAAAACUGAAAGCAUGUAACUACGAUCUAGUUUCAUUUAUGGCUUAGCGUAAACCGAACAACAUUCACGUCGAGAAAUUAUGAGUUUUACAAUCUUUUUCUGACUCCGUUUCAUGGUUACUUUUUAGGGUAUCUUGUAGGUCCGUCUGACAAGCCAGAGUGUCAAAAGAUAUAGAACCUACCUUUUAUUCUUAAAAAUGUUGUUUAUCUUGUUAUUUCAACUUCUUAUCUGUGUUUUUCAUACGUGAAAGUAAUACUUAAUCAAACAAUUGAUUUCGUGUUCACAAGCAAGCAACAAUAAUAUAUAUGAGUUAGCGUUGUCUGUAGCUGAAAAAAUAGACUGUAACUCUAAGUGGCAAAAUGCAAGAAGACAUAUGGUAGAAAAGCUUUAAAUGUGAAUAGUGAGGUGGAGCAUGUAAGAGGUAUUUCCAGAUCAACACAAAUACUGCACAAAAAUAAUGUCUAAUUGUCCUUAAGUCGUCUCCUAAAUAAACUUUAGAAUCCCUUAAGAGUUUCGUCACUUUUUAUGUCUAGUUUCCACGCGUUUUUAUUUAGUCAGCAUAUACUUAUCGGAUUGAUUGUGUAGUGAAAUGGUCCUAACUAAUCCGUUUUCCACAUAUGUAAAAGAAGUUAAGUAAGUCAAGCAUCCUAUAAAAAUACGGGCCAUUUUCGAAGAGUAUAAACUUACGUCUCUAAUUAAUCUGAAUCUUGAAAAGUCAGCUGGACCAAAAUGUUCUUAAACAAUCACAGUUUAAUACAAGCCUUCUGGUUUAAAUAAUUAGGUAGCUAUUUAACAAGUCCUUGAAUCUAUGUGACUAAUUGAAAGAAGCAUAUCUUUAAUGAAGUUACAGCCAUUUGGCACUUUAGUUAUAAUAUAUAGCAUAAGGAGUUGUGAAACAUUUAUUACAUUACAGCUUAAUUUUGAUAACCUAUAGUCAGAAAAAUAAUAAACCCGGUAAUAGGAUUUAACUGUAUUAUAUAUACGUUUAUUGAACGUCUAAUUGUUGUGGCAAUUUUGUACUGUUGCAGUAGCAUUUAUUCAAAUACACAUAUGGUAACAGACAAAUAUGUAGGUAGUAUGCAAAGCAAAAACCUGAUUUAUUUAUAUUUCGUAAAUCUAUCUUUCUGGGGUUUCAUUUCCACACUCAGAUGAUUUUCGUAACUUACCUUCUUGAAAGAAAAUGCAAACCCUAACUUCACUAAACCUCAUGUAUGGUUCGAAACGUAGCACAUAAACAUUCUUGUCUUGUGUUUCCAAUCCUAAUAGUUUUGACCUAAAUGUAUCUAUAAUUGUAUGCCUACUAACUUCUUACCUACAGAAGCAAAAUAAGUGAAAAAACAGCUCAUAUUUUCAAAAUACGUUUGAGGAUUAUUAUAUUGGUACUCUCUGAUGGAUUUCAAGUGCAUUGGUUUCUCAGUUCAAUACCGAAUGACAUUCACAGGGUACACUUUCUUGCUAUUUUAGCUGUUUAUUGUUGAUCAAAUAUGAUGGUUCACUUUUAUGUAGUGGAAAAAAUUAGCGUCUAGAACUUAUACUUCAACUAUAGGGUUUAUCGCCUUUUCCUUAAUGAACUUACGUUUCACAUUCCUUAAAGUCUAAUCUAUUGGUAAUGAAGAUGAGCUGUAAAGCUUUUCGUGUCUCUAAAAGCGACAUGCCGAAUUAAAGUGACUCUAGAUAAAUUUCUUCUCACCUUUGAUAGCGUGGACAGAACAACACUAUGGAAGCUUCUUCGACACUACGGCGUGUCUGAGAUAUUUAAUAUCAUACAGAAUCCCUAUGAUGGAUUAAACUGCAAAAUUGUGCAUGGAGGACAGCCGACAGACUCGUUCGAAGUAAAGACCGGUGUCAGGCAAGGUUGCUUACUCUCACCCUUCCUCUUUCUCCUGGUGAUCGACUGGAUCAUGAAGAUGUCAACAUCUGAAGGGAAGCACGGGAUACAAUGGACAUCUAGGAUGCAGUUGGACGAUCUAGACUUCGCAGAUGAUCUGGCUCUUCUAUUCCAAACGCAACAACAAAUGCAGGAGAAAACGACCAGUGUAGCAGCAGCCUCAGCAGCUGUAGGUCUCAAUAUACACAAAGGGAAAAGCAAGAUUCUCCGAUACAACACAGCAUGCACCAAUCCAAUCACAAUUGACGGAGAAGCUUUUGAAGAUGUAAAAACCUUUACAUAUUUGAGCAACAUCAUUGAUGAACAGGGUGGAUCUGAUGCAAAUGUGAAGGCGCGGAUCGGCAAAGCAAGAGCAGCAUAUUUACAACUUAGAAACAUCUGGAACUCAAAGCAACUGUCAACCAACACCAAAGUCAGGAUUUUCAAUACAAAUGUCAAGACAGUUCUACUAUAUGGGGCAGAAACCUGGAGAACUACGAAAGCCAUCAUACAGAAAAUACAGGUGUUUAUUAACAGUUGUCUACGCAAAAUACUUCGGAUCCGUUGGCCGGACACUAUUAGCAACAACCUGCUACUGGAGAGAACAAAGCAGAUCCCAGCGGAGAAAGAAGUCAGGAUGAAGUGCUGGAAGUGGAUAGGACACACAUUGAGGAAAGCACCCAGCUGCGUCACAAGACAAGCCCUCACAUGGAAUCCUGAAGGUCAAAGGAAAAGAGGAAGACCAAAGAACACAUUACGCCGAGAAAUGGAGAUAGACAUGAGAAAAAUGAACAAGAAUUGGAUAGAACUGGAAAGGAAGGCCCAGGACAGAGUGGGUUGAAGAAUGCUGGUGGGUGGCCUAUGCUCCACUUGGGAGUAACAGGAGUAAGUAAGUAAAUGUGAUAAACUUUAACUGUUUUCACCAACUGUACUAUAAGGAAAAAUGAUCUGUGAUGUUAUGCCAACAAUUAACGAAGAUAUUGGAUCUCAGGGUGAUCGAGAUUCACUGGUUAGUGCAGAUGGUACGAAUGUUGAAGAUAUGUUACUUAGCAUGUUGGAUGAACGUGACAGAUUGAUGGAAGGAUUGCGUGAAUCACAGGAACAAGUAAACGAAACAAGAACUCGAUUGAACGAAGUUGAAAGAGAACGUGAUAAACUUCAUGCACAGUUGUCAGCUAAAAUGCCUCAAGAUGUUGUGGAAAUGUCAAAAAAACUAACAGAAGUUGAAGAGCAAUUAAUUGAAAGAUGUGAUGAAAUCGAUGAUUUGAAAGCUGAACGAAACAAUAUGAAAAUUCUCUUAGAACACUUAGAGAAUUUGGUAGCUCGCCAUGAAAGAUCACUUAGAAUGACUGUAGUGAAACGACAUACAUCAACGGCUAUGAGUACUAGUACAAAUUCAUUGAUUCCGGGGGGUACAAUGGCUGAUGGUGAAACAGUGUGCUCCGAAAUGGAUAUUUUAAAUUCUUCAUCGAAUUAUUCCAUGAAUACAACUACUGGAUCAACAAGUCCUUCAAUGACAGGAUUAGGUUCAGAAGUGGAAGUUUUAAAAGCAUUGAAAUCUUUAUUUGAACAUCACAAAGUUUUAGAUGAAAAAGUUCAUAAUCGUCUAAGAGUGUCACAAAAUAAAGUAACUGAUUUAGAAAAUGAAUUAUUCGAACUAAAACGUUCAAAGAUAAAUAAUAGUUCCACUGAAAAUACAUUUAAUAAUAAUAAUAUUCAUCGAACAAUGAUAUCUAGUGAAACACAAGUUGACAAAGAUUUCAUAAAAGAUGAUGAUACAGACAUAAAGAAUAAUCUUGAUAAAAUUCAAAAGUUAUCACUUGAAGAAACUGUUUCAUUCCCACAAGGAUCAGUUGGAAUAGGUAAAAGUUCUGAAUUCUUAUCUUCGUCAUCAGUUCUGAAUGCUCCUUUAUCAAAUUUAUUCUGUGGUUCAGCGUCAGCAGCUGCUCUUGAAGCAGCGAACAGAAUCAAAGAACUGCAAGAAAAUCUUGAACAACGUGCAUCUGAAUUACUCGCUGCUCGAAGGCAAGUGAUUGAACUGACAAGUCGAUCAAGAGAAAGCUCAAAUUCAUUGAGUUUAGCACAGAGUGAAUUAAAUCAUGCUAAUGACCAAAUUGAAAGGCUUACUCGUGAACUACGUGAAUCUGAGCAACGAAGAACUGAUCAAGAAUCCCUAGCUACGAGUUUAGAACAAAGAUAUUUAGUUACUCAGCGUGAAUUAAAUGCAGCCCAAGAUAUGACUGACAAAUUACGAGCUGAAUUAGCCUUCAAAUCAACGCAACUUAAACAGCAAGAAGAAAAAGUUCGAACACUACAAAUUAAAUUAGAUACAAUGGAAGACGAUCUGUUGCAGAGUAGAUCAUUGUCAAAUCAUUUCUUGACUAAAUCUUUCAAAACUAAAUACAUUCAUGAUGAAGUUGACAUUGAUGAUGAUGAUGAGGAUGAGGAGGAGGAUGUUAUUGCUGGAACUCAAUACAAUGAAGAAAAUGCUUGCUCUGAUGAAAGUAAUCCUGAAUUAAUGAAUAAACAAAUAUCUGAGGGGGAAAUGGAACAAGAGACUGAUUCAAUCACUGGCCUUGAGAGCAAACGUGUCCGAAAAAUCAAAUCUAUUAGAUCAGCAUCAAAAAGGAAUCAUUAUUCUCGACAGAUCUUUCAACAGGAAUGGAAUUCUUAUGAAGAUCAGGUAAAAGAAUUAACAGAUGAAAUAGAAGAAGUUAGACAAGAAUUAACGCGUGCAAAAGAAAGAGAAAUCAUUAAUGAAGAACACAUAACUCGUUUAUCGGGAACAGUUGAUAAAUUAUUACAAGAAUCUAAUGAACGUUUACAAAAUCAUUUACAAGAAAGAAUGUUGGCUUUAGAACAAAAACAAAAUUUAAAUAAUCAAAUUGAACAAAUAAAGAGAGCAUUAGAAACAGCAAUAAGAGAACGUGAAACAAAUAUAACAGAAUCAAUGUUAUUAAGACAGAAAUUGUCUGAAUUAGCAGCUGCUUUUCGUUAUUCACAAGCUCAACUUGCAAUUGCUCAUACAUCAACUUCUGCAGCUCAGGCUACUAUUAUGGCAUUAGCCAAAGCAUCAUCUGAGAAAGUUAACAUGGAACGACAGCGACAACAGCAUAAUACAGAUAUUUCUAUACAAAAUUCAGUAUGUCCUUCAAGUGUAGUGGAAAAAUAUGGAACUGAGCAAAGUAGUCCAAUAGAUUUAAUCUCGAGAUUGAUCACUAAUACAUGGAUCUAUUCACAAGCUAAUAAUAAUUCGGAUCAACCAAUAGAAAUGAAUCCUGAUGUUGAAUUACACAAUAUUCAAUCAAUUCCUAAUACAAUUAGUGAUAAUAAUAACAAUAAAUUUUAUCAGUCGAAUGAAUUACAGGAAAUGUUGACUCGACAAAAUGUAAUGAAUUUCAAUGAUCCAUCAUUACAAUUAAAUCAUGAUACUGUUAAUCAAUUGUCCUUGAAUGAUAUAGUCAAUUUUAUGAAAAUGAAACAACUACCAAACACCAUAUCUCAGCACAAUAUUCAAGAAAGUGCAACUGAUUCAACUACAGAUCCACAAUCUUUAGCGUAUAUGUUAAAAAAUCAAUUAGAUGCUAUCAAUAAUGAGAUAAAAUUAAUCCAACACGAGAAAGCCACUACAGAAAUGCUAGCUGAUGAAUUAAAGGGACGAUUUGGUACGACGGAUAUAAGUGUUGAUAAUAUAAAUAAUGAAUUUGAGACAAAGAAUCAGUAUGCUGAAAAUCGACCCGAUGGGAAUGAUGGUAAUAAUAAUAAUCAAGCGGAUCGAAAUGGCAAUCUUACAUUACAUGAUUUACUGCAUUCAUCAGAGCCCUCUGCUCUUGCUUCUUUGGGCAAUUUCAACUGCAGAACUACAACAGUUACUACUCAAAUGAAUAUGGGUAUUUAUCAAAACCCACCAAUUAGCUAUACGCAAAACUUUCCAACAACUUACACACUAACGCCGCAUCCAUCCUAUUUAGGAUAUGAUACACGACUGCGUGCACCAGUAAUGAAUCCUAUGGCUAUCCGACAACCGGGACAAUCAAAAUUAUAUAAUCAAGGAGUGUUUAUCCCUAAUCCCAGGUAUACUAGUGAUCAUAAUGUAAUUUUUUCAACUGGAACUGCUCAACUACCAACUUUAUCAAAUUUUCACGAUGUGGACUAUAAUACGCGGAAACGUGCACAAAAUGAUCUUUCAAUGACUACAUACGAUAGCACAGUCACAACCACAACAAUAACUGGCACACGAGAUGAUUUAGGAAAUACAGAGUAUUCAGAUAGUAGUCAAAGGGAAAAUGAACGUAAACGAUCUAUUUUCGGGACAUUGGGUCGUAUGUUCAAGAGACCAAAUCCUGUAAAUGUAACAAACUCACAGAAUCAAGUGGAAAGUACAGUGAAAUCAGUAGUUUCAAACAAUCAACAACCUUCAUUGAGAUUUCAUUCUAAUCCAUUAACUCAUCUAUCCCGUCAUUAUCAUGUGUAUAAUAUUCCUCAAUCAACCUCAGUUCAUAGAUCAGACGAAAGAAAUAGACUAACUAAUGUUGUAUACUCUUCACAAGAUUCAGGAUUUUCGAAUAUGGCACAUUUCAAUCGUUCAGUUUAUCCAAACAAUUUUUCUCAAUAUCAUGUACAAGAAGGAACAUCAAGAUACAGUCCGAGACCUCCAUCACACCAUAGUUAUUUUGGCAAAGCGAAACCUGGUAUUUAUUCUGCAGAUGUAGGUACUAACCAAGAACAAAGUGCAAUUCAGCAGUCAGUUUUAUCACAUACGAUGAACUCUCAAGCUGCUCUUGGACCGAAACAAACUCUUGAGGAUAGACAGAAAUCUCAAAAAUUGUUACUUGAAGAUACUAUACGCAGUAAUUUACCAUUUACUUCAUGGAGUAGUCCCAUAUUAGUUGCAUGGUUAAAACUAUGGGUUGGAAUGCCAGCAUGGUAUGUUGCAGCUUGUGAAGCAAAUAUUAAAUCUGGUGCAAUGCUUGCCUCUUUAUCUGAACAAGAUAUUCAAAGAGAGUUAGGUAUACGUAAUCCUUUACAUCGUCUAAAGCUUCGUUUAGCUGUACAUGAAAUGCUUGCAUUUACUGCAUCAUUAACAGGUACAACGACGAAUCCAAUUAAAAAUGGUGAAACAUCUACCUCUAUGAAACAAUUACACUUAGCUUCCCCACUUAUAAAGGGUGAAUUAAAUCAUGAAUGGAUCGGGAAUGUUUGGCUGCCUAGUCUUGGGUUAACCAGAUAUAGGUCAUCAUUUAUGGAGUGUCUUGUCGAUGCACGUAUGUUAAGUCAUUUAACUAAGCGGGACUUGAGGGUACAUCUAAAGAUGGUUGAUCAAUUUCAUCGUUUAAGUUUAUACUAUGGGAUAAUGUGUCUCAAGCGCCUGGAUUACGACCGUUCUGAGAUUGAACGCCGACGUGAAGCAUGUCAAAAUAUUUUAAACGAUUUACUUGUCUGGAGUAAUGAUCGAGUUAUUGUAUGGCUUAAAAGUAUAGGUUUGAAUGAAUACGCCAAAAAUUUGAUUGAUUCUGGUGUACAUGGAGCUUUGAUGGUGUUAGAUCCAGAUUUUGACGCGAAUUCAUUUGCUCUUAUCCUUCAAAUACCUAAUUCAGAUGUACAAAUGAGGCAUAAACUUGAACGUGAACUCAACAGACUUCUACACCCUUAUCGAUCAGUUAAUCAAAACACUUCGAUGAGACCUACUGAUUCAAUCAUGAAUUAUGAUACGGCAGCAAGUUGGAUUGCUUCCGUAGAACGUCCAGAACCAGCAUAUUAUGAAAAUCAAUUUGAAAUAGGUGAUGAAUUAGGUGGUGAGUCAUCUUACAGACCUGGCACUCAACAACAAAGACAUGGAAUCAACAGGAAUAUUGUGCCUAUUUCGGAAAGUUUAAAUGGAGCUCCACCUAUUCCUAUACGAGUGCAAAGAAAUACAGACAGACGAUACCCUACGUCUACUUCACAGUUAACUGUUAGUUCUCAGAACCAACUUCCUUUGAAUGCCAAUCUCAACCGUAAUCUUCAAUAUCGAAAUGCAGGUAUGUGUGAUGACAACUAUUCCUUUCUACAGAAUGAAACAUCACAACUAGAAAGAAGAUUGAAGAAAAAUUGAUAUUGGUAUGUGGUCGUUUACAUCGAAUACAAAAUUGUUGAAUUUGUUGAAAGUUUACUAUGUAUUGUUACAAACAUUGUGUUGCCGGAACCCGUGAUUCACACAACCCAAGGGAGAAGACAAGCAAAUGAUGAGCAUUUAUUAUACCCUAAAAGCGAAUUAAAACAAUAAAUGGACACCCUUAUUUUUAUUUCUUUGUUUAAUUCAAUCAAUAGUCUGGUUGAAUUAUUGAAAUGGAAACUUCAAGUAUGAAAUUAUAAUCAUUGAACCAACCUGUAAAUUAUUGCAAUUCAAAGUUAUAUUCUUUAAUUCAAUUAACAUUUAUAAAUUCAUCGAAUAUUCAUUGAUGUUUUUUUUAUAUGACUACAAUUUUACAAUUGUCAUACAACAAAAUCAUACAUUCACAAUUAAUUAUCAUUCCUAUAAUAUAUUAUGUAAAAACAAAACCGAUGAAAUGUGAAACAUGAAUGAUUUUAAUUGAAUAAAUAUUGUUUAUUAUUAUUAAGAUUAUGAUUAUUAUUAUUAUUAUUAUUAUAUCAUUAUUAUAAACAUAUGGUAAAUGAGAACAUAGUAACUGUAUAAACUAAUUAAGAUGAUAAUCAAUAUAAUAAAUUCAUUAUGAAACAAUAAAUGAAAUUCUGCAUAUUAACAAAAAAAAAACUAGAAUAUACAUAAUGCCGGAUUGUUUCACAAAUAAUCUGCAUUCAAAUAUUUGUAAACAAUAAACUAUAUCUUAUGAUCAUGUAAAAAGAAAAAAAAGAAAAACAAACUAUUCAAUUUAUUACGUAAUUGUGCAUUUCACAAAAUCUAUUUCUAUUUUUGAAACAUUUUUGAUGAAUACAUGUAAAAAUUUACAUAAAAUUAACUAUUUUUUAUUUUGAUCAGAAACUCUACUUUUUUUGAAUUUAUUUAUUUG
This is a messenger RNA of Schistosoma guineensis, 9514 nucleotides long. The record is from the annotation of a GenBank genome assembly. Lineage: Eukaryota; Metazoa; Platyhelminthes; Trematoda; Strigeidida; Schistosomatidae.